UUCUAAGGUUGAUGAUCAGUGCACUUCGGAACGCAGUCAAAGUAUUCCGAAGUUAUCCCAUCUCUGAAAUGUAGGUUAGACUGCAUCCAUCAGUGUUUGUAAUCUUGACGUGUGACGAGAGGUCUGAGAUACAGUCUCGAGCGUUGAAUUUGUGUACCUUUCCGAUAUUGUUUUCAGUUUUUAUUUAUUCGCGUUUUUAAAUAAUUAACAUAUAUCAUGGCUACGGACGAUUCGUGGAAAACGCAAAACUUCCGACAGAGCGUGGUCGCAAAGAUCGACGAGGCGAUACAAGUGUCUGGCAUGCCCACAACAAAAAACAGCAUGGAAAUGGAGAACCACGUCUUCCAAAAAGCUAAGACUAAGGAAGAAUACUUGGGUUUUGUUGCCAGAUUAAUUCUUCAUGUCAGAGAAAUGAAUUCCAAAAAGGCUGCGGCUGGCAAUGCAUCAGGUACUGCUGGUGCCAACAAUCAAGGCAUGCCCGAUCCAAUUGGCGCCCUUCAGACGUUGGCACGUCAGGGCACAGGAAAUAAUCAAAUGAUGGGCAUGGGAGGUCCGGGCCCCAAUCAUCAGGGUAUAAUCCCACAACCACCCGCGAAUACCGCAACUAAUCUUUUGCAAAGUUUAAAUCAACGGCCUGGCCAACCAAUGAAUAUGCCCGGUAUGCAAAACAAAAUGCCAGGUAUGGGUAUGAUGCCGUCGCAAACUGGUGGUCCAAUGAAUCACAUGGGCCCGAUCCAGACUAUGCAAAACAAUCCUAUGUUGACUCAAAUGAAUCAGAUGGGACCAGGAAAUAUUCCUCCGCAAAUGAAUCAAAUGGUGCCUGGGCAAAUGGGUCAAUUAGGCGUUGGACAGAUGCAACAAAAUAUGCAGUCCCAGAUGCAGAGCCAAUUACCAGGUCAAAUGAAUAAUCAAAUUACGGGACCAAUAGGCAAUAUACAGACUAGUAUGCCGCAAACGAUGAAUCAGAUUGGUCCUGGACAGUUAGGUCCUGGUCAAAUGCAGCAGCAAUUAAAUCAUAUUCAAAGAAAGCCAGGUGAAAUGAUGAAUACUGGAUUUCCUGGCCCACGUAACGUUACGCCUAAUCAAUUCUUGAGACAGAGUCCGUCUCCUUCAGCUCCAAGUCCAGCUGGCCUAGGAGCACCGUCGAGUAAUCAAAUGGUAGCCUCACCCGCUCUAGUACCAUCACCAAGUCCUCAGCAUGCCAUCAUGACGGGGCCAUCUCGUUCUGUGAAUUCCGUAGGUAUGGCACCAUCUCCAAGCAGUUCAUUAAAUACUCCCGGUGGUGUAGGCGCUACAUCAAGUCCUCAGCAAGAAGAUCAAGUUUACAGAGAGAAAGUCAGACACCUGAGCAAAUAUGUAGAACCAUUACGAAGAAUGAUUACCAGGAUGGGCAACGAUGGAAAUAUCGAUAAACUUAGCAAGAUGAAGAAACUCUUAGAAGUUCUGUCAACUCCUGGCAAACGUAUGGCAUUAGAUACAUUGAUAAAGUGCGAAAUUGUCUUGGAAAAGAUAGACUUCAAAAGAGGGGACGGCUUCGGGGUAUUGUUGAAGGAGCAUCAAAUUUUCAGUUCGCUGCUAGAAGCCGUGAGCACACAUCUCCAAAGUCCGGUAAUCAAUCACACGUUGCAACGUACUUUUGGACCAUGUUCGGAUGCCUUGUUUGGACCAGAGCUAAAAAAUUUGCCACCACCCUUGAAGAGGCAAAAAAUAGAAGAAUCUUCUAGUGAAAUACCGGAUGUAUUACAAGGAGAAGUAGCUAGACUGGACCAACGGUUUAAAAUUAGUCUAGAUGCAGCGCAGCAAAGUGGAUCAAAAUGCAUACAAUUAGUAUGUUGGCUCGACGACCGUCAUCUUCCAUGCGUUCCACCAAUCUCGGUUACAGUUCCCGCAGACUAUCCUUCAACGCCGCCUCGUUGCGUUAUGGCACCGCACGAAUACGAUACAACGACAUUCCUGUGUGCCGUACAGAAAGCCCUGAACGCCCGCAUUGCGAAAUUGCCGCGACGUUUCUCUCUUUCCCAACUGUUGGAUACGUGGGAGAUGAGUGUGCGACAAGCCAGUGCACCAAAGGAAAAGUCUAUUACUGCUAGUACAGUUCUGAUGGGUUUAUAGUACAUAUCGCACAAACGUCUGAAAACAUUUAUACUAGACUAUUGCAAGCAAAUGCUUAUUGACUUUACGAAAGUCUAUAACUAUAUUAUUAUAAUGAAAUAAGCAUAAAGUUCGAAAAUUUAUAUUGUAAUUUUCUUUCGUUAAUAUUGAUAGCGUUUACUAUAAAUCUACUAACUAUAAAUCUAAUUCUGAUAUUACUGUUUCAAAAUAGUAUUUUGGUGUUUAUUAGGCGUUUCGAAAAAUUUUAACAAACUGAACGGCGAGAUUUAAAUUGCUUUGAUUUUCUUAAAUGUAUAUUUACGAAAUUUUGUCCUUUAUACAUACAAGUUUCUCUAUUUACGUGAAAUAUAAGUCACAUGGUUUUUCUACGCGGUAAAAAAUCGCAUAAAUGGCAUCUGCUAAAAUAUACAUAGGAGGAAAGCCCGUAUAUGUUCUAAAAAUAUCUAUUUAAAUAUUAAACUUAUAUAUUAAAGAAAACAAUAGAAGUUCAAAAAAUUUUAUUUUAUUCGUUGUCACUGCCUACUAUAUUCCAAAUUACAAACCAAUUUUUUCCCAUUAAUUCGAAGUUAAUACCCUCGUUAUUAGAAAUAUUUUGCGGUUUUAUAUUCGUUUUAAAGAUACAUUUUCUGUCCGCGUAAAAUAAAGCGUAAAACUGAGAUUGUGUAAAAGAGUACUGGAUGUAUUUACCGCGUAAAUCGAAAUGAGUAAAUAUUUUUCAGUUUAUAUGACUAAUUAUUAAUUAUAUAAAGUGGCAGUUUUUCAAAUAUAUA
Messenger RNA from Vollenhovia emeryi, 2882 nucleotides. It is a transcript of the gene MED15, whose product is annotated as mediator of RNA polymerase II transcription subunit 15. The record is from RefSeq and is a predicted model, not a curated record. The transcript has 12 exons. Gene Ontology annotation, molecular function: transcription coregulator activity. Gene Ontology annotation, biological process: regulation of DNA-templated transcription. NCBI's taxonomy places the organism in Eukaryota, Metazoa, Arthropoda, Insecta, Hymenoptera, Formicidae. Bases 217 to 2112 code for a protein of 631 amino acids.